This is a messenger RNA of Ambispora gerdemannii, 2229 nucleotides long. The record is from the annotation of a GenBank genome assembly. NCBI's taxonomy places the organism in Eukaryota, Fungi, Glomeromycota, Glomeromycetes, Archaeosporales, Ambisporaceae.
AUGGCGUUCUUCCCACGCAUCAAACCUUUAAAUACUUUAUCUUCUAACAAAAACCACCCGAAAUAUUUCUUAUCUACCUAUAAAAGAAAAAACUCCGGAUUUCGAACGUUUGCGUCUUUAAAUACACCUUCUAUUGAUAAUGAUCUUAACAGUACUUCGUCGUCACAAAAUCUAAUCGAGAAAAUAGUCCAAAAGUAUGCAAUUGGAUUACCACCAGGGCAUAAAGUAAGAAGUGGCGAAUUUGUAACGAUACAACCUGAGCAUGUUAUGACACAUGAUAAUACCGCGGCUGUAAUGACAAAGUUUAAAAGUAUCGGAGUACAAAAAUUCAAAUUUCCUCAGCAGGCGGUAUUUACGCUUGACCAUGAUGUACAAAAUAAAUCGGAAAAGAAUCUCUUAAAAUACUCUUCUAUCCAAGAAUUCGCCAAACAACACAACGUAGAUUUCUAUCCUGCUGGUCGCGGAAUUGGCCACCAAAUAUUAAUAGAAGAGGGAUACGCAUUUCCAUACACAUUAACGGUCGCUUCUGAUUCACAUUCAAACAUGUACGGGGGUAUAGGAUGUCUUGGUACACCGAUUGUGCGCACUGACGCUGCAGCACUCUGGGCAACCGGGAAAACAUGGUGGCAAAUACCACCAGUGGUAAAAGUCGAACUAAAAGGGCAAUUGCCAAAAGGUGUUACCGGCAAAGAUGUUAUUAUUACAUUGUGUGGACUAUUUAAUAAUGAUGAAGUGUUGAAUUGUGCGAUAGAGUUUACUGGUGAUGAAGGAAUUCAGUCACUUAGUUUAGAGGAUCGGUUGGCAAUCGCGAAUAUGACCACAGAAUGGGGUGCACUUGCUGGUGUAUUUCCUGUUGAUAAGACAACUAUCCGAUGGCUUAGGCAACGCAUCGCCAAAUUAGAAUUAACUAGAUUUGAGAACAAUAAUUUGCUUAAGAAUGCCAAUAAUGGCCAAAAAUUUAAACAUCCACGUAUUAAUCACGAGAGAAUUGAUGUUAUUGAACGAGAAGCUAUAAAAGUAUCACCGAAUGCGUAUUACGCAAAACACCUAACAUUAGACUUAUCGACUCUCUCUCCGCACGUUUCAGGCCCAAAUUCCGUAAAAAUUUCAACGUCACUCUCAGAACUCGAAAAGAAAAACAUUUCAAUUAAUAAAGCUUAUCUUUUAUCGUGUGUCAAUUCACGUGCUAGUGAUUUACAUGCCGCUGCACAAGUGGUUCGGGAUAAAAAGGUGGCUGAAGGUGUAGAAUUUUAUAUCGCGGCUGCUAGUAGUGAAGUGCAAAAAGAUGCGGAAAGUAGUGGGGAUUGGCAGAUAUUAUUUGAUGCUGGGGCAAAAGUGUUACCCGCUGGUUGUGGUCCUUGUAUAGGUCUUGGUGUUGGUUUAUUAAAAGAUGGAGAAGUUGGAAUAUCAGCCACUAAUAGGAAUUAUAAAGGUCGAAUGGGAUCUCCAAAUGCACAAACUUAUUUAGCAUCACCAGAGGUAGUUGCUGCAUCUGCUAUUGCUGGAAAAAUAACAAGUCCUCUAGCUUCAUCCUCAGCCAUUACUCUCCCAUUGUUCAAUUCACAAACACCAACGAUUUCAAUAACGAUCAACACCGAAGAUGCAUCAAUAAAUUCACCAGUGACCUUCUCUCGAGAAUCAAUCCCACAAACGUUACCAGGUUUCCCAGAAUCAAUCCACGGUGAACUCUUAUUCUGUCACGCAGACAAUAUGAAUACCGAUGCGAUAUAUCCAGGAAAAUACACAUAUGUGGAUGAUUUACCACCGGAAUAUAUGGCAAAAGUUGCAAUGGAAAAUUACGAUCCAAAUUUCCAGAAGAUCGCAAAAUCGGGUGACAUCCUAGUAGGUGGCUUUAAUUUUGGGACAGGCUCCUCACGAGAACAAGCAGCCACUGCCAUCAAAGCCAAAGGAAUAAAACUACUGAUUGCCGGCUCACUAUCCGAAACAUUCAAACGCAACUCUAUAAAUAACGCGCUGUUACUACUAGAAGUUCCCGAGCUCGUCAACGACCUAAAAAAGAUUAUUGGAACACAUGUACUAUGUCAAAGAACUAACUGGCACGCAAAGGUUCUAUUGGCAGAAGGAAUUGUGACCGUGAGUGCUGACGAUGGUAGAGAGAGAGUAUAUCGAGUUAAAGGUGGUUCAGGCUUGGGUAGUAGCGUACAAGAACUGUGGGUGGCUGAUGGACUUGAAAAUUGGAUUAAAAAAAAUAUUGUUCAAAAUGUUUAA